UCCCAUAAUCCCCUAGGAUAAAACACAAACAAAAUAAACCCGCUGAUUUCGAAAGUUCAAUAAUCUGAUAUCAAAAGAGUACAUGGAUAAUGACGAUCUAGACAGUGAUCUCGAGAUUAUUGAGGAAUCCAGUACAUGCUGGUAUGCUGAUGGAAGUAACAAACAAAAUGGCGUUGGAUCGAAACAAAAGUAUUCAUUGCUGGAAUCCGUUUCUGAACGGUUUGAACAGAAUCGUAGAGAAAGAGAGAGUCGAAUUGAGACAAUGCGGACCAAAAGAGAAGUUGAGGUGGCACAUUCUCAGUACCUUAAAAAUGAAGUUGUUUCCAGGGAAGAACUUAAUCAUGCCAGACCAAUAGUGAAUGCAUGGGCACAGAAACAUGAUAAAGUUGAAAAGGCCACCAGAAGGGUAGCUAUGUCUAAAGACAGACAGUUCCAUUCACCAUACAGAGCUCGCAGGGGACAGCCACCAUACGAUGUGACACAGAGGUCUCACACUGGACUUUCAGUAUCAUCAGCUGGCACAAGUGACAGACAUGUAACUGCAGGCCACAGUAGCAACAGUUCUGAUACGUUUGUUUCAUAUGAUCCUUCAGUGUCUGUGGACACAAGUAUGAAAUACGUAUGUCCUGUUGUGAACUGUAAGGCCUGGUACAUGUCUCGUCACAAGUACCGUGACCACAAGCACAGUUUUUCCCACUCACCGUGUAACCCAUGUUUGUCACUUGCCGAUAGUGAAUUGCCACAGAGACCACAGUUCUACAUAUGUCCAAAAUGUGGAGAUAUUUAUCAGAGGAAAAUCGAAUGUCAAGAACACAUGAUAAUGAACGGCCACCUCAGUCUAUUUUCACCUCUGGCAAUAGUGGCCUUUGCUUGUCCUCAGUGCCUUACUUUCUAUGACGACCAGGCUCGGUGUAGUCAGCACAUGGCGAAUGCGCACCACAGUGAUGUGUCCUUUCCAUUCAGCGGUGACUUUGAUAGAGCUGGGUCACAGGAUCCUUUCACCAUCCCGAUACCACAGAGUCUCGCAGAGGACUUUAUCAUCAAGUGUGCCGAGGUUCCAUUCCAUGUGAUGUGUACAGAGUGCAACUUUCUCAUCAAGGAUCACCACCACAUGAAGCAUCAUGGGAAGAAAACGGCUUACAGCCAUUUUCUUUCUUCUCAUGCAGAUUCCACCCCAGCUGGAGUUUUCUCAAUGUACCUGAGUGGAACCACUUGCACCUCUUGUGACCAGAUUCUCCACCCAUCCGACUUCGUUGACGACUGUCACCGCUGUGAUCGAGGCUUGACAGGCAGGAGGACCGAGUUGAACUGCAAAACAAUGAAGGAAUUUGUCCGCAGGGUCGGCCUCACGCUGGAGAGGAAGGCAAGCAGCGCCAUCGACAUCACGAGUGAACUCGAUGAGAAACGAGGCCUUCCUGCGCCUCAAGAUGAAAGGGUGGCUUCAUUUUCAUGAUCAGUGUGGUGCUAGCAAGGAUGCUGCCGAUUUUGCUCUCUGUCUCACAAUUGGGAAAAUGGAUGAACGCUUACCGAAGAAUAUCCCAUUCACAAUUCUCUCAGGUGACAAAGGUUUUAUUGAAGUGGAACGCCAGAUGAAAUCCUCUGCCCGUCGAACGGUUGUGAUUAACCCACAUGAUGAAGUUC
Molecule: messenger RNA, 1641 nt
Organism: Gigantopelta aegis
Lineage: Eukaryota; Metazoa; Mollusca; Gastropoda; Neomphalida; Peltospiridae
Exons: 10
Coding region: 83-1453 (456 amino acids)
Source: RefSeq, a predicted model, not a curated record